Molecule: messenger RNA, 1214 nt
Organism: Naegleria gruberi
Lineage: Eukaryota; Heterolobosea; Eutetramitea; Acrasida; Naegleriidae
Exons: 1
Coding region: 213-1214 (333 amino acids)
Source: RefSeq, a predicted model, not a curated record
CUUAACAACACUCUCUGCAUACAUAGUUUCGCUUCAGAGUUUCAUCCUUUUCCUCUGUAUAAACAGUACUCUCAGAUUCUGUUGAUACCAAUAAUACGUGUAUACUUCUCCGGUUGUGAGACUACAAAUAGUAGAAGAGCAAGAGAAGAAUUUUUACAAACUCUAUUUAAAUAUAUUAAUAUAUAUAAUAACAUAGCCACAACAGACCACAUAUGAUAAAUUUAACUCCUAGAAAGGCAUCAAGAAACUCUGUUUCUUCCUUUCCAUCUCCCGAUAGUUUGCCACAACAACAAGAACAAAUAGAAGCCAUGGCAACACCACAAAGUAUUAUUAAUCCUCCUUCUUCAAUUCAUCAACAAUCAUCAGCCUUUGUUACACCUACUUCAUCCUCCUUUAAUAAUGAUAUCAACAGAGAAGGCACAAUGUAUAGCCAAUUUAUGAACACGAAUAACGCAUCCAAUUCACACCAUCAUCAAUAUUCCUUCAAACCAUCAACAACCUCCUCCUAUUUAAAGCCUUUCAUGUCUUACUUUUUUGCUCAUCGAAAGAAUAUUCACGAUAAUCCUUCCAACAAGAAGGGAGAAUCCAUAUGGCCAGAGAGGAUUGUUUACAUCAUUGGUUCCAUCAUCUUUUUCACACUCUCUUCAGUGAUUCUUAUUAAUGUCCUCAACUUUAUGUUUAGACAAAAGACUCUUCCAAAAUCAUCAUCAGCAAAGGAUGUGAUAUAUUUUCUAAUUGGAGAAGUUUGCACAACACUCCUUUUGGUAGUUAUUCGUUUAUUCUUUAACCUGGAGAAUUCUGAUUAUGACCCUUCCAUUACAAAACACCGACACAAGAUUUCACAACAUGGAGCUGAAGUAGGAGUUUUAUUCGAAUAUUUCACUUUGGAAGAAAGAGAAAUAUUGUUCUACUUGUCCAAUGUUUCAAUCUAUCUUAUUGGAUAUGCUACUAAUUCAUUGUGCUAUGCAAUUUUAUUUGAAUUAAUUAUUGUUCAAGCUGGCUCAAAAUAUGGAUUUUUCAAAAAGGAUUUGUUAGGCUUGUGUGUAGUAUUGGCCAACAUAUUUUGCGUAUUUUUGGGAUGGUUUAAUGUGAGAAUGAAUGAUUCUUUGGAAGUUUUUCUCAUUUCUUGUUCUGCUGAUUCAGUACUUCCAGAGGAAAGUGUCUUUAUCCUUCCAAAAUUUUCCGUCUUGCACACAUUAUUCUCAUUCAUUUGA